Lineus longissimus is the source of this 7870-nucleotide messenger RNA. Its product is annotated as F-box-like/WD repeat-containing protein TBL1XR1. Gene Ontology annotation, molecular function: transcription corepressor activity; protein binding. The transcript has 15 exons. Gene Ontology annotation, cellular component: histone deacetylase complex. NCBI's taxonomy places the organism in Eukaryota, Metazoa, Nemertea, Pilidiophora, Heteronemertea, Lineidae. Bases 319 to 1788 code for a protein of 489 amino acids. The record is from RefSeq and is a predicted model, not a curated record. Gene Ontology annotation, biological process: regulation of transcription by RNA polymerase II.
UACUAUUAGCUACACACUUUGUUGAAUAUAAAAAUCCGGUUGGAAUUAUACGCCAGAUUUGGGAAUUAGAUACAAUUUUCUUGUUGGUUUGCACUAUCAUUACAACCUUGAGAAUACAACGCGUCGUUUGAGACAUAAAUGGUUUUGUUUGUUUCUGAUUUCGUGGAGUACAAGCGAUUAUUAUUCAGCAUUCGAUAAGCGUGAUACGCCAUUUUCACCCUGGCCUGGGAUUUUCUUCUCGUCUCGUAGUGGAAUAUAUUUUGGUUUGCUUUAUUAGGAUUAUUUUCUCUAAUGUCGGAGUUAAACAGCUGACACAGCAUGAGCUUCAGCAGUGAUGAAGUAAACUUCCUAGUCUAUAGAUACCUACAGGAAUCGGGGUUUGCCCAUUCCGCGUAUACCUUUGGCAUCGAAAGUCACAUCAGCCAGUCCAAUAUUAAUGGUGCUCUUGUCCCACCCGCAGCAUUACUCAAUAUCAUACAGAAAGGCUUGCAGUAUACUGAGGCCGAAAUCAGUAUUGGUGAGGAUGGUGCGGAGAGAGUUAUCGAAUCACUGUCCCUGAUAGACGCAGUGAUGCCAGACGUGGUCGAGUCGAGAAAACAGGCAGCGCAGAAACAGAGCCAAAUAAAAAACGAACCGAAUAAUACGAAUGGCGAGGAGAGUGCGCAUUCUUUAACAAACCAUAACGAUGCCAUGGAAAUUGAUGGAACGUUAGAAAUUCCUAGUAGUAAAGCAACGGUCUUACGGGGCCAUGAAUCAGAAGUGUUCAUAUGUGCUUGGAAUCCCACAAAUGAUUUGCUUGCAUCAGGCUCUGGGGAUUCAACGGCGCGGAUUUGGAACAUGAACGAUAACAGUAAUAGUGCUAAUCAGUUGGUGUUACGUCACUGUAUACAAAAAGGCGGAACAGAAGUACCGAGUAAUAAAGAUGUCACGUCAUUAGACUGGAAUUGUGAUGGGACGUUAUUAGCAACGGGUUCUUACGAUGGUUUUGCAAGAAUAUGGAGUACGGACGGCCGUCUAGUUAGUACAUUAGGGCAACAUAAAGGUCCGAUUUUUGCUUUAAAAUGGAAUAAAAAAGGAAAUUAUAUUCUAAGUGCAGGGGUAGAUAAGACGACAAUAAUAUGGGAUGCCAGUUCCGGGCACUGUACGCAGCAGUUUGCUUUCCAUUCUGCCCCUGCGCUGGACGUAGAUUGGCAGAGCAACCAGAGCUUUGCUUCGUGUUCUACCGACCAGUGUAUACAUGUAUGUAAACUAGGUGUAGAUAAGCCUAUCAAGACAUUCCAGGGACACACGAAUGAAGUGAAUGCCAUCAAGUGGGACCCACAAGGCAAUUUCCUGGCUUCUUGUUCAGACGAUAUGACGUUAAAGAUAUGGAGCAUGAAACAAGAUGGGUGUUUGCACGACCUGCAGGCACACAGUAAGGAAAUCUACACAAUCAAGUGGAGUCCGACGGGCCCAGGAACGAUUAACCCUAGCGCACCUCUCAUCUUAGCCAGUGCUUCAUUUGAUUCCACAGUGCGAUUGUGGGACGUCGAACGGGGCAUGUGCAUACAUACAUUAACAAAACAUCAGGAACCCGUCUACAGUGUUGCAUUUAGUCCGGACGGGAAGUUCCUUGCCAGCGGCUCAUUUGACAAGUGUGUCCAUAUAUGGAAUGUACAGUCUGGUUCAUUAGUACAUAGUUACCGUGGUACGGGCGGCAUAUUUGAGGUUUGCUGGAAUCAUCGGGGAGACAAAGUUGGAGCCAGUGCAUCAGACGGUUCUGUGGUGGUCCUUGAUCUUAGGAAGUAGUAAUGGUCUACCUCAUCACGUGGUUAUAAAUAGACACAUGUCAUCUCGGCCGAGAGAUGACGUGGCGUCGCCGUAUUCCUACAGCGGACUCCCGACCGAGGCGCCAUGACGCGUGCUGGUCGAAGUCAAGGUCACGCGGGCGUAGGAAGGCGAGUCUUAGACGAAGUCGUUUUCUGAUCGGACCAGGACCAUAGUCCGGUUGGUGACAUGAUCGAGAUCAGGGACAGGACUGGAGAUGGUUUAAAAAAUGGCCACUUUGGGUUCUUUUUGAUUUGAGGUCAGCAGCACGGAGGAUAUUGGAGUUUUAGGCAGCAGACCAAGAGCAUGCCUUUUCCGUUUGGUUACGCAGAGCAGGAUUUGUGGGGUGUCGGAAAAUGGACUUGAGAUAUUUGAAACAUUACCAGUGGUGAACUUUCUGUGCGAAGUUUUUAUGUCCCUGAAAUAUUAUGUUGAGGCUUGUGUUCUUGAAACGAAAUCUGAAGCAGUCUUUGUUUUCGACAUAUGGCAAUAUAUUGACAGGUAACUUCUUGAAAUUUAGUAAGAAAUUUGAUAGGUGACAGUGGGGGGUGGUAAAGAAAAACAAGUCUUGGUGUUCUGAAGUAAUUGUAAUUGCGAGGGUUUGUCAUAGGUGGCGUUGCUGUGUUACAUGUGGGCAUUUGUUUUGACAAAAAAUUGAGGCCGUAGCAAAUAAAUUCAGUGUUUCAAGUCCAAUAAGAUGAUGGCUCGGAAAAGAAUUUCAGGCACAUGAUUUGUUUGUGAUAUAGUCUGUGUAGGAUCAGGAAGUUGAAAUGUACACUGGUUCUGAACAUGGCCAUUGGAAUAUCAUUAAUGGCAGGAUGAAGGUUGUUUAAAAGUCGCUUGAUCAACUUCAACUUCAGUAAAUUUCAACAGAAAAAUGACGACACAAAAUAAUUCUAAUAGUACACACUGGUAGUUUCAUUUCAAUAGGGGGUUGAUAUACCAGUAAGCGGCGAUGAUUUUCACUAGCGAUGUGUGUCAAAAGAUAUCAAAACUCUUAACGAAAUCGACAUCAUGUCUCUUGUCACAACAAUGCAUACCCUAUUGACAGUCAGUGCUACUACGCGAAGGCCGUGGGUUCACUGACUGAGGCAUGAUGUCACUGUUUUUGAGGAGUUCUGUUUGACUUUUGCGAGGUCUGCGUUGGUCCGGAAAGGCUGAUGAGGGUAUGGGUUGACAUGUUACGAUUUUUGAGAAGUUAGUAGGUGUGUGCACUCAAAGGAUGAGAACUCGUAAACUCAGUUUAAGCUUUUACAUGAUCUAGGAGGGAGCUUAUGUGUCCCAGAUUGAAAGCUCCGACUCUGAUUUGUAUACUUUUUGAUGGCUGAGGGUUCGAGUGACGAAGUUAUUCGAAGUAAGGGAAAGAGAAGGCUUGUCUUGGUGCCAACGAAUGUUCUUUAGAAAUCAUGAAGUUUUUGUAUCGAGGAAUAAACCAUUCACCAUUACGAAGCGACAGGACGAGAUUUUCAAUGGCUACAUACUUGGUCUACGCGUUGACUGUGUCCAUGUUACAAGACGUGGUCAAGGUUUUCAAUUUCAUGUGUCCCUCGGAACACAUUUUAAAAAUGUCACUUAACCCUUUGAGGCCAGUUCGAGUCGCAAAGCCAACAUCUAUAGAAUUCUGUUUAUCAAGGCAUUCUGAUUCUAAAAAUGGAAAAGUUGAGAAAAGAUAAAUUCCUGACAUUAGAAAAUUGAAUUAUCACAGAAAAAUCUUGGCCAAUUUAUUGAUUUAAAAUGCACAGCCUCAAAGGGUUAAACUGAUGUCAUAGGGUAAUGAAUCAGGUACAAAAAUGUAGCACUAGGGCCUCCUAAUUUUGCCCAACGACAAAUGGUUUGUUCGCUUUCCCUUGGUCUGUUUUUGCCUCUAUUUUUUCACUGUUUGUAAAUUCAUUUUGAUAAAGUUGUGUUAAUUGAAUUAUGUAUGUGCAGGGACUUGAUGCUGUUACAUGCUACAAUGAUUCCCUGUUUCUACGAGGCUUAUCUCCACAUAAGCAAUUCACGCACAAGGUUGGUUCAUGGCAGUGUGGCGUAGAAAAUGAUGGCCUUCUGUGUGAUAUGCGGGAUGAAUAGCUUAUGUGGAGAUGAGCCUUCGGUGAAAAGGGGCUCCAUAAGUCUGAUUGUUAGUGGGCUGCUUUUGACAGUUGUUUCUUUCAGUGGGUAUCCGAGUUCAAAAUGAGGAGUGGAAAAAAAUCAUGAAUAAAUCUUAUUGGUGAAAGAUUACAGAAAUUUGCAGUUCCUGAUAUUUUUUGUUGUAUCUGAUAAACCCUCUGUAAUUACUGCUAAUCUCAACAUGUUACUACACAAUGUCAAUAAGGGAAUUAUUUGCUAAGUUAGCCUAGCUUUGAUUAGCGAUAUUUAACUGGAAAACAUUGCCUGCUAGCCAUGGGUAAAAUUAAAGAUCUUUGAGUACCCAGAGGGCCCCUGAAUAUUGUUGAUGGAACAUUACAAGGCAUGCCCCUGCCCCUUCACUUCUAGUAUCCAAGAAAUAACACUACAAGACUUCUUGUAACAUGGUUAUUAAUGUGAGAGUUGUACCCUAGGUGGCACUAGUUGUCCCAAGUGGUGAUGUUCGUACACUUGCCGUAGUAUCACAAUCUCCGUCGUAAACAAACCACACUUUUGGGUGGUUGGAUGUAAGUGUGGGAAUCAAGGUGUGCAUGUAGAUGUUUUCGACUGAAUUGCCCUCUCUGGAAGUGUUUCUGUACAAGUCAUUGAAAUAUCAUAAAUUAGCAUUUGAUUUUGAUACUUUUAAAGUGAUACAAUUGGUUCUCUUGACGAGCUUUGGAUGAUCAGCAUUCGAGAGUGGGUGAUUUUGUCAUAAUCAAAUAUACAGCCGCAUUAAAAUUAUUUACCGCCAAUUUUUUGUGCGUGUUCUAUUUUCCACGAUUUCACAAACAGCUUCCAAUUAUCAUAAAAAAAUGAAAAUUGCAAGAAAAAAUUUUUUGAUGGGAAAUUGAAAGAACCCUCUCAUCUGCAUGGCCCUUUGAUUCCUGCUGGAAAGCACACACUUAAGUCAAAAAUAGCACACUCCCCACUAAUACUCGUCAAGAGUUUUAUGAAUGGGAUGAGUUCGAUGUUUUUGUGUUCUGCAUGGCUCGAUGAAGUUUUGAGUUCAGUGGGUAUAGAUAGUCACAUGGUUGGUUCGAUAAAGUCAUGUGACUGUCACGUGACAUGCCAGUGUGAUGUUUUCAUAUUUACUGUCCAGAUCGUGAUUAUUAUGAACUAGUUUUGAAGUUUUGAUUGGUUCUGCAAAGUUUUGGACUAGUUUCGAGCAAGUUUGAACACGCUUCAAGCUAGUUUGAACUAGUGUUUUGAACAGAUUUGAACAAGUUUCAAACAAGUUUGAACAGUCAAACAAGUUUGAACUGGUGUUUUGAACAGGUUUAAACUACAUGUAGUUUCAAGCAAGUUUGAACGAAUGUUUCCUGAACAGGUUUGAACUAGUUUCAGACAAGUUUGAAGAGGAGUCUUCUUCUGCUGAAAAUGAGAGAGUUCAUAUAAUAGUUACAAGUUUUUAACUUCUGGGACUGGAGCAUAUUAGCUCAUGUUGUUGCAAUCUCACAUGUGCAUUGAUGUAACUAAAAUUUGAACUUAUUUGGAGCAGUUCCAAACUGAAUUUGAACUUUUGUUAAACAAUUUCAAUCCGAGUUCAAACUUGUUUGGAAAGACUUCAAGCUUGUUGUCUCCUUCUUUAACUAGUUAACAGAUAGAUUUUCAACCGUAUCAGGGAUCUAGCGAGAGACUUUGUUUUCACUAUGUGUACAGUUAUAAACAUUGAAGUGAUGACAAACUUUUUUAUGUACCACCCUUUAAAGGACUGGGGAUACCAAAUGCGGAAUAGAGAAUUGUAGUAAUAAAAAUCGUCCUAAUUUUGAAAUUGUCGUUCCUGGUAAUAAAUUCCUUGAAUUGAAGUUCAAUUGGAUACUGAUGAAUCAUGAUCAUAGCGCUAUAAAAUCACAGCCAAAUGUGCUUUCGGUUGGCCAAACUAUGAAGUUUGAUCCAGAGAAGAGACCUGAAAAAGUAAUAUUCGUCAGUUCAAUGAAUAUUGUCAUCAAAGGGGAAUUUAUAUAACCAGCGCUUUAGCAUGCUCUAACCAAUUUUACAGCCCACGAAAUUGUACUUUCUCAUAUCCUGUUAAGUCUGGCUAGGAUCAGUUGGCUAGGUUCGGCCUGAUGAUUAUGUUGACAACAGGAUUCCAUUCAGAAACUUGCGUAUGGGAAUGAAUUCCAUAGAGUGAUGACUUAGUGGUGAAUGAAUUGCCUAGAGAUGCAGGACGGGCAUUGAUUUGCUCUGACAAAAUUCCCUUUGAGAUCUUUUUGUCACAGUUUUGUGUAUUGGUCAUGCAUCUCAUAAGAAUAAGUUACAAAUUUUUUAUCUGUUCUGAAGCCAACAGCAUUAGUAUCCAAUUGAGAACUUUUCCCUAGCGUUGUGGUGCGACAACUGACGCAGAUAUUCUGGUCCCUGGAGAAUGUAUCCUGAUAAUCUCCAUUGGUACACCCCCCUCACAUUCACACUGAACUCCUCAGUCCUAAAGGUGGCUCGUAUUAAAUACUGUAAAUGUAGCAAUGCCACGUUGAUCAACCACUGGUUUUGAAGUGGCAUUUUUAGUACGCUAAUUAAAUAUGUGUUCGCUUCCAUCCCACUCAGUUCUGGCGGACAGAAAGAGACGUGAAUACUUCCUCUACAGGGUGAUUCAAUAGCGCUGCGCCAAAUUCACUUUGUCUAUUUUAAGCUCAAGAGGUUAUAAGAUCAAGAUGUUAUGACGCAAAGUCCAUGUUUGACAAAUCGUUUCCAGUAAAGUCUAAACUUGGUUGUGACUAGCAAAAUUGGCGCCUUCCCCUAGAGAUAUUUCGGAGAACUUAAGUUGCACCAUUCAAGGAUAGUUCCCAACUUUACAAGAAUCUGGGCAGUAUGUCAGCUUACUGAGCUGGCCCUGGAUGACCCUGGGAAAGGGGUAAAUUGGGAUACUGGUUCCCCAGGGUGCAGAAAUUGUGACACUAGCCUAGAUAAUGGGUGAUAUGAAUAAAGACUAGCAAAUGCUUUUACUUCAAUUUUGUACAGAAAGGCCUAGUGUAAAUGUACAUGGAGUUUUAGAUAAAAGCAUUUGCUAGUCUUUAUUCAUAUCACCGAAUGGCACAGAACCCUCUUUUUGGGAGGCUGAGUGAGAUGGAAGCAACCUUUUGAUGACCUAUGUGGAAUGCUAAAAACUUGAGACAAUGUUUAGAUAUUGUUGAAUUCUUUUGUACUUUCUUGGGGCAGAACAUUUCAUCAUUGGGGUCCUUCGUAAACAUUCACUAAACCUGUGGUUGAAUUCACUUAAAUUGUCUUUAGGUUUAGUUUAUUUGCUUAUUUCGUAUUGCAAACUUCACGCACAGAAAUUGGUGGUCUCAAUCAUUUGUUGAAUGGACUCUACUUGGAUUUACAGAUGCUUUUUGACCUUAUCUUGUGUCUUGAUUUUGAGUUUAGCCAAAGAUUAUAAGUAGGAUUUAUGUUCUUAUCCCAGUGCUCUAAUUUAUCAAAUUUUCUCUUCGAUAAAUUGAUCCUUUUUCAUCCAAGUUUUAUUGAUACAAAUCACCUUGGUAUCCCAUUGCACUUUCUGUAGUGACAGGCGUGCUAAUUUCCUCAGUGAUAGCAAUCAUUUCACAUGCUUCCUACUCUAGAAAAAAGAGUGCUGUUGUUAAGCAUAUAUGUAAGAACAGAAACUUAUCUUUAAACAGAUAAAUUUUGAAUUUGAUUCACCAAUAAAAUAUACUUGAAUAUUAUUAACAUUUCAUGGUCCUUGAACUUCAAUGUGGGAGAAAAAUAUCGCAGUUUGGAUGAGAAAUUUUGGGUCUCGGCUUAGAUAUUUUUUCGUCUUUUCUUGUUAAUUGUAAUUCUUGCCCAAAUUAGCAUAGAUAGCUUUCUGAGGAAUUUUAGCAUUCAGUCGUAGAAGAUGUUCAGCCGCAGGGUAGUGAAUUGUGGGAAGGAAUGUACCCAGUGACCUCGCAAAAUUUUGAGCUGGGUUAAUUUCUUUGUAAGGUACAUUAAACAUCUGAAUAAAUUGCUAUAUUUUGAUAAUACAUCA